Messenger RNA from Girardinichthys multiradiatus, 5426 nucleotides. RefSeq names its product transient receptor potential cation channel subfamily M member 1. Bases 134 to 4819 code for a protein of 1561 amino acids. Gene Ontology annotation, biological process: protein tetramerization; calcium ion transport into cytosol. Gene Ontology annotation, cellular component: membrane. The transcript has 25 exons. Gene Ontology annotation, molecular function: calcium channel activity. NCBI's taxonomy places the organism in Eukaryota, Metazoa, Chordata, Actinopteri, Cyprinodontiformes, Goodeidae. The record is from RefSeq and is a predicted model, not a curated record.
AGCAGAGGCGACUCCGUUGGUGCAGAUCGAGACCCCCAAUGAUAAAUGGAGUGUGGUGAAGCACACCAGGACCUAUCCUACAGACUCUUACGGGAUCAUCGAGUUUCAGGGAGGAGGAUUCAUCAACAAGGCCAUGUACAUCCGGGUUUCUUAUGACACUAAGCCCGACAACCUCCUGCAUCUGAUGGUGAAGGAUUGGCAGCUGGAGCUGCCCACGUUGCUCAUCUCGGUGCAUGGUGGUCUCCAGAACUUUGACCUUCAACCCAAACUAAAGCAAGUAUUUGGCAAAGGCCUGAUAAAAGCGGCUGUCACCACGGGAGCUUGGAUCUUCACGGGUGGAGUAAACACAGGGGUGAUCCGUCAUGUUGGAGAUGCCUUAAAGGACCAUUCAUCCAAGUCACGAGGGAAGGUGUGCGCAAUAGGAAUUGCUCCAUGGGGUAUCUUGGAAAACAAAGAGGACCUCAUUGGGAAAGAUGUAACCAGACCUUAUCAAUCAAUGGCAAACCCACUGAGCAAGCUGGCAGUGCUCAACAGUAGCCACUCUCAUUUCAUCCUUACUGACAACGGAACCUGUGGGAAGUACGGCUCCGAGGUCAAACUCCGUCGGCUUUUGGAAAAGCACAUCUCCUUGCAGAAGAUCAACACUCGUUUGGGUCAGGGCGUUCCUCUUGUGUGCCUAAUAGUGGAAGGAGGUCCCAAUGUCAUCUCCAUUACCUUGGAGAGCUUGAGGGACGAGCCUCCCAUCCCCGUGGUGGUGUGUGAUGGCAGCGGCCGUGCUUCGGACAUCAUAUCCUUCGCACACAAGUUCUCAGAGGACGGAGGCCUGGUUAAUGAUGACGUCAGAGACCAGCUCUUAGUCACGAUCCAGAAGACAUUUAAUUAUAGCAAAAGCCAGUCUCAGCAGAUCCUGCUCAUGGUAAUGGAGUGCAUGAAAAAAAGGGAGCUGAUCACUGUUUUUCGAAUGGGCUCUGAGGGACAGCAAGAUAUUGAAAUGGCCAUUCUGACUGCUUUGUUAAAAGGCACAAAUGCAUCUGCAGCAGACCAGCUCAGUCUGGCUUUGGCCUGGAACAGAGUGGAUAUUGCCCGCAAUCAUAUUUUUGUUUACGGGCACAACUUACCACCUGCUGGAGCCAUUGCCAACACAACAAGUGCAGCAUCAGCUCAGGAAAAACCAAGGAGUCCAGUCAGUGCUCCACGAAACAAAGUCCGGACUAAAAAGGGGAAGGGGAAGGGAAAGGCCAAACCUGAACCUCCUGAGGAGACAGAUCCCAGAAAGCUGGAGCUCAUUCGCUGGGUGAACUCUUUGGAGCAGGCUAUGAUGGAUGCUCUUGUGCUGGACAGAGUGGACUUUGUCAAACUGCUGCUUGAGAACGGCGUCAACAUUCAUCAUUUCCUCACCAUCCCUAGACUGGAGGAGCUGUACAAUACAAAACUUGGUCCUGCGAAUACACUGCAUGCUGUGGUUCGAGAUGUUAAAAAGGGAAACCUUCCACCAGAUUACCAGAUCACUUUGCAUGAUAUCGGUCUGGUGCUGGAAUACCUCAUGGGUGGAGCUUACAGGAGCAAAUACACAAGGAAGGCUUUCCGCAAUCUCUACAAUACUUUAUAUGGACUAAAAAGGCCAAAAGCUUUGAAGCUCCUGGGAAUGGAAGAUGUUUAUUUGCAGGAUGAUGAACCAAGACCAAAAGGCAAGAAAAAGGCCAAAAAGAAGAAGGAAGAAGAAGUGGAGAUAGACGUGGAUGACCCAGAGAUCUGUCGAUUCAAGUACCCCUUCCAUGAGCUGAUGCUAUGGGCAGUGCUAAUAAAGCGGCAGAAGAUGGCACUGUUUCUUUGGCAGCGUGGCGAGGAAGCUAUGGCGAAGGCCUUGGUGGCUUGCAAACUGUAUAAGGCCAUGGCCCACGAGUGCUCUGAAAGCGAAUUGGUGGAUGACAUAUCCCAAGAUCUGGAGAACAACUCCAAAGAAUUUGGCCAACUGGCUUAUGAGCUGUUGGACCAGUCCUACAAGCACGAUGAACAGGUGGCCAUGAAACUCCUGACAUACGAGCUUGUCAAUUGGAGUAACUCCACUUGUCUGAAGCUGGCUGUGGCUGCGAAACAACGAGACUUCAUCGCUCACACCUGCAGUCAGAUGUUGCUCACUGACAUGUGGAUGGGCUGUUUAAGGAUUGGAAAAAAUCCUGGCCUCAAGGUUAUCCUUGGAAUCAUCUUACCUCCUAUGAUUCUGCUCCUGGAUUUCCGAAUUGGAGAGGAUACGUCUUAUAAACGGCCUGGAGACAAAGAAGAGGGAAAGGACAAGGAGGAUGAUGCAAAAUCCAGCAAGGACCCUAACACUGAUGGGACUUCCCGCAAAGGUGAUGAGGAGGAGGGCAGUGCUAAUGUCCGCAAAAUUCCCAUUGGAAAAAGGUUCUUUGAGUUUUACGAUGCCCCAUUUACCAAAUUCUGGUUCAACACUAUUUCCUAUCUGGGUUAUUUGAUGUUGUAUAAUUAUAUCAUCCUGGUGAAAAUGGAGCGAUGGCCAUCUGUACAAGAGUGGACAGUCAUUGCAUACAUCCUCACUCUUGGCACAGAAAAAGUUAGACAGAUUCUGAUGUCCGAGCCAGGGAAGCUGAAACAGAAGAUAAGUGUUUGGAUGGAAGACUAUUGGAACAUCACAGACCUUGCUGCCAUCUCCACCUUCCUUCUGGCGCUGAUGCUGCGCUUGCAGCCUGAACCAUACAUGGGCUACGGCAGAGUCAUCUACUGCAUAGACAUCAUCUUCUGGUACAUUCGUGUGCUGGACAUCUUCGGAGUCAACAAGUACCUGGGACCCUACGUGAUGAUGAUAGGGAAAAUGAUGAUUGAUAUGAUGUACUUUGUCGUGAUCAUGCUGGUGGUACUAAUGAGCUUCGGUGUGGCCCGGCAAGCCAUCCUUCACCCGGAUGAGGAGCCGACGUGGCGCCUGGCCAGGAACAUCUUCUACAUGCCCUACUGGAUGAUCUAUGGGGAGGUUUUUGCAGACUCGAUAGACCGUAAGACUAGAAUUUAUAUCUAUGCAAUGGAAAUCAAUCCUCCAUGUGGAGAACAUUUAUAUGAUGAAGAUGGCAAAAAACUUCCUCCAUGCAUCCCCGGUGCAUGGCUCACACCUGCAAUUAUGGCUUGUUAUCUUCUCGUGGCAAACAUCCUUUUGGUUAACCUGCUCAUUGCCGUCUUCAACAACACCUUUUUUGAGGUCAAGUCCAUUUCCAACCAGGUGUGGAAGUUUCAAAGAUACCAGCUGAUCAUGACGUUCCACGACCGCCCAAUCCUGCCUCCGCCGCUCAUCAUCCUGAGCCACCUUUACAUCCUCUUCAACAGGCUUUUCCGACGUUGUAUCAGGAAAAGACAGGAAGGAGAACUCGAUGAGAAAGACCGAGGCCUUAAGCUCAGACUGAAUCCAGAGGAACUAAAAAAUCUGUAUGAGUUUGAGGAACAGUGUGUGGAGGAAUAUUUCCGUGAAAAGGAGGAUGAGCAACAGUCCUCAAGUGAUGAACGCAUUAAGGUUACUUCAGAAAGAGUUGAGAACAUGUCAAUGCGUCUGGAGGAGGUCAACGAGAGGGAGAACACCAUGAAAGCUUCGCUGCAGACAGUAGACCUGCGUCUGGCCCAGCUGGAAGAGCUCCACGGACGUAUGGCUUCCGCACUGGAAAAGCUCGCAGGAGUAGACAAACUGGAGUUAACCAGAACCUUCUCCAGAAACUCAUCUGUGUGCGACCAUUCCACUCUCCUCCGGCAAGGCAGCAUUAACAGCGCAGAUGGUUACAGCCUCUACCGCUUCCACAUGGACAUGGAAGAGUUUGCGUCCAGGCAGAAGGAAGCGGACGAGAAAGGAGGCCUAGAGAGAGAGCGGAGUGUGCGCCAAACCUCAAGCACAUGUGCUCUUAACGUAGCACAGACCCUAGAGGUUGGUGGUUUGGAGAGAUCGCGACCUAGUUCAUGUGUGGACAUUCUCAUAUCUCCAUGUGAACAGAAGCUUUCGUCUGGGGCAUCAAGCCAAGAAAACAUAACCAACAUACGGCAAGGCAGCACAGUGUUUCUGGACAAACUACCAGACAAAAACAGGCUAAAACCUUUAUCACCUGCCAAAAGGGCUAAAUCACUAAAAUACUUUCCUGCUGAAGCCCAACCCACAUCUCCUUUAACAAAGAGAUUUGUCAGCACCAUUGCUGUCCACCCCCCUGAUAAACCAGAGAGAGCUGCUGAGCCUACAGCUGAGGCCAAACCUCUAGAAGGAACUUCCUCUUCUCCAAGAAGGGCAAAAUCCCUAAGAGAUCUUCCGGCUGAAAGCCAAAGUCAGACACCCCCCAUCACUAGGAAGAGGGCUAUCAGCAGCAUCAUUUAUGAUCCAGCUGAAACAGGUGAUAAAACUCAAAUGCUUGCAGAUUCAGAGCGCCAGGUCCAUCCCAGUGGAAAAGCAUCAUCAGUCAAAACCCUUGCUCAGCAGUUUCAAGCUGCCGCUUCACCUGAAGAGUUACAACUGAAUCACACGGAAGCAGGUUCUUCAGAACUUGAGAUAGGACAAACAGAAACAGAGCAAGAUGAAGACCGAAAGACAACAAACCCCAAGAGAAACCCCUCAGACGGUACGGACUAUCUGACUGUAGCCGAUGAAAGGUACAUGCGGUCUCACAGGUCAAAGAGCUGCAACGCCAGCGACAGAAAAGCAAAGCUCCUGAUGCCCUCAAAGGAGCCAAGAGCCUCCAGCAGUGAGAGAGACCUUGCUGAAGCAAGCAGAGCUUCAGAUUCCGGAUGGGAGGCAGAAAAGAGGAAGAUGAUGCAGGCAGGAAAAACACAAGAGGGUUAGUCGGACGAGAAAUGAAAGCAAUCAAUGAAAAAAAAUAAAUAAAUGGAUUAUGAAACCAACACUGGGAAGCAAAACAUGUUUAAAUAGUUAUGGAAAAAUGAUUUGAAAAAUGUCAAGGGGUUGGUUAAAAAAAUAAAAUCACAACUAAUUUAUGAAGAUUUCUUUCUUUACUAAUGCUGCUUUCAGUAUGUGUAACAUACAAGAACUUACAAACUAACUACCGGUCACAUUACAGUUUUUCCCAGUUGAUGUGCUCUCAUGUAAAGGACAUGUAAAGGGAAACCUACUAGAUGUCUUCUGUUUAAGUAAAAAACAAACAAAAAAAAUGCAUGCAUACACAGUGUGACCAUCGAAAAACACCAACAUUCUAUAUAUGGUUGAAACUUUCAAAUACUAUCUGUAAGCAUUUUGUUUUUUCAGAUACUCUGUGCUUAGUACUGAGCCCCCAUAGGGAUCUCCCUACUGCUUUCAUGCAAAAACAACACAGUAUGAAUUCAUUCCUGCUUCUGAAAAAAAAAACAUUCCUUUCACAGUUUCAUUUUAACACCGAAAUCUGUAUAAAUGUAGGUUCCAUAAGAAAACAAACAAUAAAAAAUAUUACUAUUAA